Diuraphis noxia (Russian wheat aphid) is the source of this 2164-nucleotide messenger RNA. It is a transcript of the gene Rip11, whose product is annotated as Rab11 interacting protein. Lineage: Eukaryota; Metazoa; Arthropoda; Insecta; Hemiptera; Aphididae. Gene Ontology annotation, biological process: regulated exocytosis. The record is from RefSeq and is a predicted model, not a curated record. Gene Ontology annotation, molecular function: small GTPase binding. Gene Ontology annotation, cellular component: intracellular membrane-bounded organelle.
UGCUGUUCGCAGUCCUACCAUACGCAUUUUAUAAUAUGCUCGAACUACUUUUUUAUCCGUCGUGGCGCUAAGGCUUAUCGCUGUCGUAAGCGUUCCUUAUCAAUUGCAAWCCGUCUCUGGCGUCUCUACUUGCAGUCGUACAAUUAUUCUCGUCUUUCAAUGUAGCAUUUCACCUACGGCUAUUGUUCGUCUUCUGUCGGUCUCCGGGGCUUAAAUUUUCUUUUUUAAUCAUUUUUUCGCUCGCUCCUCGUCCCUAGCUACUGGACGAACCAAUCCACCGACGCUAUGUGGAGUCCUACGCACGUUCAAGUCACAGUUCAGAGGACCAGGGGUUUAAACUUCAAGAACAAAAACGCCAAAAAUGAUGUAUUUGUCACCAUUGGUUUGGGAAAAGAAAAGUACCAAACAUCACCAAAAGAAAAAGCUAUUGAUUCUGAGUUAACAGAAUGGCAUGAAGUUUGCGAAUUACAAAUYCCUAAACAAGGAAACACCGCAGAAUUAGUACUAAGUGUACUACACCGAAACUUUUUGGGACUAGACCAAUUUUUGGGGCAGACCACAAUUCCUUUGGCCGAUAUAGAUGUUUAUGAACGUCCAAAAAGCAUAUGGUAUCCUCUUAAAAGCAAGAAUGGACAAGAAAACAAAGAACGUGGUGAAUUACAAGUCAAAAUUGCAUUCACAGUUAAAUCUGGAAGUUUACGGGAUCUUAGCAAAAAAGAAAAACACAGAUUAUCUGUGGGGCAAUUAUCUAAUACAGCUUCUAAUAUUAGUGGUAGUUUGAUGAGUAUUAGUAGUGUUGACAAAAAAUCUUUUAAGAAACUAGCCAAAACUAUAACGGGCAAAAUUAAAAGAGAGAAAAAAAUUCAAGAAAUAUCAUCUUCCAGUAUUAAUUUAAGUGUGGAAAAUCCAAAUAAAAUAAAAUCUUCACAAGCUGGAUAUGAUGCCGAUCCAGGUGUUAUCAGUGACGAUGAUGAUUUUGCGCUCGAAGAUUUGUCACACAAGGGGUCAGCCUGCUCUUUAGAGACAUCUGGUCAAUCUGAUCACAAAGUUGUGAACACUUCACCUAUUAGUGGGUUAACAUUACAUAUUAAUGGAUCAGUUGAAAGUGUUAGUAACUCAGAUACACCGAAUAAAUCUCCAGUUAUGAACCGUUCACCAGUUUCACAAACACAAGACGAAUGGCAAAGAAAAUUGUACAAAAAUAAGGAUAAUAAUACAUUGAAACUUUCUGACACUCUCAAGUCAAAAUUGAAAGACGCUGCAGACAUGCCGAUCAAUCACGAUAGAAGUAAAGAUAAAAGUCCAACACCAUCUCUCAAAAAUAGCCCCAAAGUUCAAAAGAAACAUCCUAUUUCACCACUUGAUGACCGCUCUUUUAAUCAUAAAGAAUCAAACCAUGAAAGUGACACAUUACCAAAAAGCAAAUCAGCAUUAUCUUCAUGGAACAAAGCAUAUGAGCGUAUCAUUAUUGGAAAGGAAAAAGAUUCCAGUCAUCAUCAAAAUUCACAUUCGAAACACUCGUCAGAAGUGCUUCAAAAGUUUGAUGGCAAAACCAGAGACGACUUAAUCGAAAUGGUCCUUCAGUUGCAAAACAGUUUGCGUGAUGAGACCAAACAGAGAACCGACUUAGAGGAGUACUUGGAUAAGUUAUUGCUGCGCGUCAUGGAAACGUCACCAAAAAUCCUACAAACACCUUACAUUUGUUACAAGCGCAGAAUAUAGUAUUAUUAUACUACCAAAUAAUGGUGACAAGACAAAUAAUUAAUUUUUUUUUAAUCCCAAAUGAGAUUACUCUUAGGCUCGCAGACUAGGUGAUGGUACCGUACAACUGCAUUAUUAAUAGUGGAAAGCUUAUAUAAUAUAUUUUUUCAACCGUUAUAAAUAGUAGUAUUGUUAACAUUUCUUGUUUAAUUAACAUGAUUUAAAGUUUUAUACUAAUUACCGAAUUCGUGAUAUUUUUUAAACUGUAUUGUGUUAUUUUUGGAAUUUACAGUGUCAAAAGUGAAAAUAAUGUAGCCAUUUUAUAUGUGUCACAGUUAUUAUGUUAUUUUUCUAUCCUCUUGAUUUCUUAUUUGAUUAUCAUUUUAUGGUUCCCAUGUUAUUUUAUUAGACAAAUUAAUAUUUAUGUAUACAGUAUACAUAUUAGAGAUGUGUAACAGCUGAU